AUGAUACCAUUAAACGCACCGCAUCCUCUGCAGAAUGGGCAUUCACCGUCAACGAUGGCCUCAUUCACGACUGAUCAUUUUAGCGCCACGAAUUCGUCGUGGAAUAGUAAUCAGGAAAUUGCUCGAUUGUUGUAUUCCGCUCCAAGCCAUCCGGAAUGGAUAACGCAGCAAGUGGCCAUUCGACCUCAAACGGGGGCGCAAUAUAUGUUUUGUCGCUUUGAUGGUAAUUGGUUCAAGAUGGACGGGUACGAGUGGAAGAAACGGCGAGAAGGAAAGCUCAUACGAGAGGACCACAUGAAAUUGAAGGUGAAUAAGCAAGAGAUCCUUUCUGCAAAUUAUGCCCACUCGUCUGUUGUUCCAACGUUCCACAGAAGAGUGUACUGGCUAACAAAUAACCCUGAUUAUGCACUUGUGCACUACCUUAACACGGAAACCGAAAUCAACCUGAAGAACAUCAUGGACAAGAUUUUGGCAUGCAUCAAAUUGAACAGCCUAAAUCUCGGCCAACAGCAGCUCUUGGAUCAGAUUUCUCCUAUAUAUGCGAAUAUGUUAAAUCAACAAGACAUUGCAUGCAUCUGUGAGAAAUUGGGCAAUAUCGUACGGUAUUCUCCAUGUGGUAACAAUGAGACGCAUGAGGGAAAGCCUCAGAUGGGAGCUCAUACUGCUGUUGCGACACCGCGAAGUCAACCCAUAUCGAAUCAUGGAUCUUCGCACCAGUUGGAAAGGCGAAAUUCGUGCAGCUCAGCCUUCCGCCCUGGUUUGUCGUCACUAAUCCUUCGAAGGCAGCCGUCAACCUUCAGUGAUUCAGUGGAUGUUAAUUAUGGAGCUGCUCCGGCUCUAAACAACAUGAUGGACGGAAUGGCAGUAAAAGAGCCUCUCACUGGUUACUCGGUUGAUGGACGUUCUCACUCCGGAGAGACGCAGCGUAGCAGCAACCAAGAUGAGGACAUGUCGAUAAGCCUUCAACCGUCUCAGCCCGCUUCGCAUUCGUCGCACAUUCAGGACAACCAGCCAUCGACAAGUCUUGCGCCGAUUACGGAUAUCACACCUAAUAGUGGAUGUGUCAAGGGUGGCACAAAAGUGUUGGUCAUUGGUGGAUGGUACAUGAAGGGCCAUGAUUAUACGGUUAUGUUUGGUGAGCGACGUAUACCAGCAAGACUGAUACAAGUUGGAGUGCUGUCUGUCAUUGUACCACCAGCUUCAAUGAGCGGUAUUGUUCCGGUACGAGUGUUGUGCAACGGUCAAGUAAUUUCAUCGAGUAGUGAAUUUACGUACAAAGAAGAGCAAGAUGAGCUUACCGUAUCAGCUCUUCGACAGUGCAUGGUCGACAGACUUCAAAUUGUCGUACAUGCCUUCGGAGCGAUGGAUAAACUAGAGUGGGUGGCAUCAAUUGAUGAAGACUCAGUUUUGUCAUUGCUGCGAAGUCUGACUGGACGUCGUCCAUCAAUGCCGUCGCUACUCUCAGCUCAUCCGACGUUACCAUCGCGGACGAUUCUGCACAUUGCAGCUGCUUUGGAUUACCACAAGGUUAUAGAGCAUGUGCUGGCGUGGAGACGCAACCUGCCAUUUAGCCGAGAGUUUGAUCCAUUAGCUCGUGAUGGUGAAGGCCGAACACCUCUUCAUAUGGCUGUUGCUGCUGGCCAUGUGGCAUCGGCAAGAGUGCUGGUGCGAGCAUGUCGUACGACGGUUGAUGUACUGGACGACCGUGGAAGAACCCCAUGUGAUUUGAGUUGUGACGAGCAAAUGAUGCGGCUUACAGCUCGCACAAGUGAUCGUGACGCUGAUGAGCACCGAGCUUUGCCCAAAAAUGCAGAGGACGUCGAACAUGUAACAUCAACAGCUUUGUGGGUACUCACGAAUGGCGAGACUGUCACGGACGAACAUCUGCUAAGGGAUAGGCAUCCGGCUGAGGGAGAGGAUUCAUGCUCUUCAAUUCUCAGCGACGCUCCCAACGAUGAUCAUCACCUCGGUCGACCAGGCACGAGCGGAUCGAAAUGGUGUGAUGAGCCACUCCAUGUGGAAAUAUCAAUGGACACAGAUGUUCAUGUACCGGAUUC
This is a messenger RNA of Cooperia oncophora, 2057 nucleotides long. Lineage: Eukaryota; Metazoa; Nematoda; Chromadorea; Rhabditida; Trichostrongylidae. The record is from the annotation of a GenBank genome assembly.